Molecule: messenger RNA, 408 nt
Organism: Spodoptera exigua (beet armyworm)
Lineage: Eukaryota; Metazoa; Arthropoda; Insecta; Lepidoptera; Noctuidae
Source: the annotation of a GenBank genome assembly
AUGAGGAAUUGCUCCUCGGGUCUGGUGUCCAAAGAGUGCUGCCUACGUAGUCGCCCACGGCCCCCAGAGCCCGCUGCACAAUAUAGGCCAGCUCGCCUGCCUGACCUAAUCGUAGCGACCAUUCAACAACCGUGCAAGAAACUGACCGCACAUACAGAAUAUGAAAUGUUCGCUGUUAAUGUGUCACUUUUGUCAGAAUACGAGGAGCAGGCAGCAGCGCCGAGCGGCACUAAUGAAGCUAACACGCUGGAGGGUGCAGAGGAACAAUGCAGUGAGUCGGUCAAGAGGUCCUUCACACCAAGCUGUAGCUACGACAGAUGGGGGCAAAUUUGGGGUUCCAAGCGUUAUAAUGUACCGUCAUGGAACCAGGAGAUGGAACGCACCAAAAAGGGCAUGCAAGUCAUUUGA